Molecule: messenger RNA, 5022 nt
Organism: Rhopilema esculentum
Lineage: Eukaryota; Metazoa; Cnidaria; Scyphozoa; Rhizostomeae; Rhizostomatidae
Source: RefSeq, a predicted model, not a curated record
UGCUUGUAGCUGCGGUGUUUGUUGGAAAUGCGCAGCAUAAAGAAUUACAAAAAUGUGCAGAGCUUGCAAUUUUGAGAUGCCCCUUUUUGUUCCAACGAACCACAUAAACAAAGCAAUCUCAUUCAAAGUUUGCGUAAAAUGAUCGCUUUCUGUUCUGAAUGAGAGUGGAAGAAGAAACAUUCACAUCAGAAUGGGUGGAAACCAAUCAAAUCUCAUUCCAAUGCCUGCGGGCUUUGACUACAUGUCAGUCACAUUCAGGUAUUCUGACAGAAUCAGGGUAAUUUAUGCCACCGAUCAAGAAAUCAACAUCAUUCGGGAUGUGAUCUUGCAACAUUGGAAGAAAGGAAUUCAAAGUGAAGAGGCAAAGCUCGGUUGUGGCUAUGAAUUCAAAGUUCAUGGCAAUCCGUUCUGCGAAUUUUCUUCUGCGGAGCAAGCUAUGGAAUGCAGAAAGUUUACCAAUCAACUCCUUUUUCGCCUUCAUAACCAGGGCCUUAAACUGUUGGCCUCAAGCGAUUUAUCUCAAACAGUCGACCUCGCAAGUUGGCUUUUUCAUCGAGAGCAGACUCAGAUAGCACAGUUUCCAUUUGCCUGUAUUGGCGUAAGCGGUUGGGACAAGCUUCAAUUUAUUGAUUUUCCUCCAGCUUUCAACGACUUUUUUAAGGAUGUUGUUGCGAAAAAUUGGCCCCAAACUAUCCAAGAUGUAAAACUCAAAGGCGAUAUUUUGGAAAUUAAGCUCAAAGGUACCCCUUGGUGUUCUAUGGGGGGUCCAGAAAACAUACAGUCAAAGACCCUGGUGAAAGCCUUGAUCAAUGAGCUCGGGGUGCGCCAGUGGUUUUUAUAUGGAAGCAGCAACCUGAGAGGGAAUGCAGACACUCUGUUCUUCAUGUACGACCCUGCAGCGCCUAGUCUUAGCUUCAGUUUUGUUGGUUUUGUGAUGAGUCUCAACAGAAAUGACAGACUGAGGAUGAUCGAUGCCCCUAAAGAUGCAACCGAUUCCGUCAGAGGCGCAAUCGCACAGUUCUGGUCACGUGGUAUACAGGAAGAAAAACAAAAAUUCAAUGCUUAUGAAUUCAAGUUGAAGGGUACACCAUGGUGGGCUGAUGGAGAACAAGCUGUCGAUACACGAUUUUUGAUGUGCAAGGUAUUUGAAGCAUUGCUGCGCAUUGGAUGGAAAGUCAAGAUUUCCAUUGAUUUAACAAGAAAACUGAAUGACAAGAGUGUGCUUCCUUUUCAGAAAUGCGAGCCAAGCUCUGCUCCUGUUUUUUGUAUUUCUUUGAACUGGACAGAUAAAAUACGCUUUAUCAAUGCACCACCCGAUUUACUUGCUGCUCUGGUAGCAGAGGUAAAGAGAGUUUGGCUGUUUGGUGUUUCGCGAGAAAGGCUUUACGGUGCCAGCACUGAAUUGAAAUUGAAUGAAAACCCAUGGAGUUAUGGAUUCAAAGGCCAUGAUGGAGCCCAUGGGCGUGUCAUGUUGUCCUACCUUUGCAAGUUAUGUGCCAACAUGGGCUGGUACCUUAUUCUCUCUGCCGAUGUUUCUGCAAAAUGGGUACACCAAGACAAAGGUCCGGAUUACCCAAUAGACGUACACAGCUGGUGGUUCAUGUACAUGGGUCAUCCCUCCAUGGCCCCAAUUGCACCUGCCUUUUUACCCCCUCCCCAAUAUGGUAUGGAAGGUCAGCUGCCCACUGCAUUUGGAGCUGGACUACCGCCACCUCCCUACAGUUGAUUCUGAUAAAUCUAAAGAGCAUUUUGUUUUGUAUUAUUUUAUGCACUUCUGAACUAUUAUGAACACUUGAAACUUUUUAAGCGUAAUCAACUUAAAUAAUUUAGAGUAUUUGACUUAUUUUCGAAUAUUGAAUAUAAUAUCUAUUUUAGCUUAGCUAUUUGUAGAAAAACUUACAAUGAAAUAUUGUUAUUAUUAACAUUACUUGAAAAAAUAACAUCCUUUACCAAGCUAGUACUAAUCAGCUCUUCCUUUCUGUUCAGGGCCGUCGCGAGGCAAGCCUUGUUGGGGGGGGGGGGUGUGGACUACAAAUUUACCUGAUUAAAGAAUAAUUACCUGAAAUUCUUAAGUUGCUGUCACGAACCUCUGCAAUACAUUUUGCCAAUCUAACUGUGUGGCAUGUAAUUCACAACAUUCAUUUUACAAUUAUAAUAACGGACUUUCCUAAUGGUUUUGCCAAAUCUGUAUACCGGGACGGGCAACUACCCGAGGCGGCACCAUGGUUGCCGCCGAAGGAGCAUAAAAUUUUCGAAUUUUGAUGCUUCCAGUUUCCUGGAAAAUGCACUCUUUUAAGCAAUUUUACUAAAUCAAUCCUUCUAAUCCUACCAAAAAUUAUUUUAUUUUUGCAAACAAACUGAACAGCAGAUAAAAACAACUAGUACAAUUUGGCCGUGGUCUUGAAAAAUUCCAUGUUGUCAGUUACUUCUAAAGCUAGGUAACAAGCAGCACUGGUUGCCAAUUUAGAUCCCUCUUUCCAUCUUAGCAUGCCUUUUUAGGGGAAAUGACAUAAGACACAAUUUUACCUGAAGGGUGCCUGGAUUUUUAGCUUUUAUGCCAACAAGAAAUCUUCAAAUCUUCAAGUCAUUAAUUUUUUUAACUUCCUUCAUAUCAAGAAGUAUCAUAUUUAGCCAAAAAAGUAACUAUAUUUUCUUGAUCCUUCAUUGAUGUUAAUACAUAAAGGUCGUUGAAAUACCUAAAGCGUUUCUUUCCCUGGGCGGAUUUUACCUGAAAUUUUCUAUCGAGAUACUAUUGGGGGGGGUGUGACACCCCCACACCCCCCCGGUCGCGACGCCCCUGCUUCUGUCCAUCUAUUCCAAAUUUCUAAUGAGAAAAAUAUACACUUCUACUCCUGUUUUUCUCUGGUCAGUUUCCAAUUUGUUAAAUGGGUUAAUUUCAGCAUUUAUCUUUCGCCUGUGUAUGUGUUGCUUGAACAAUAGGACGUUUCGUUUGCAACCCACGACAUGCCAUUCUUAAGCAUUAUGAUACAAACAUUCCCUAUCGAUGGUGAUCUAUAAAGUUUGUAGUGUUGGUCACCCUAAAUCAUCGAAUGAGUCCCAUUUCCUUUGAAUUUGCCUCCUUAAACAGACAAUAAUUUAAUGAGAUCUUCUCGGAUGAGCGGCCCUACCCUAAAACAGAAAUCUCUGUCAUUCAUUCAUAAUUUGAAUGGUGGUGCAGGGCCCGCACCACUGGGGGGGGGGCUGGGGUGGCCAUGUAAAGGUCUUACGCUGUGUUGCGCAGACUUAUGGGAGAGGAUGAGUCAAAAGACACGAGAUCUUGUUGUGUGCUUACAUUUUUGUAAUCGUGCAAAUCCCAAAAGUCCCUAUUUGCAAAAUCUAGUGAUGUAUAUACUAACAGCGUACAAUGGUUUAAUUACAUGAUUGACAUAAUACUAAACGAGGUACAAAUGAAUACGAGACAAAAGACGAUUACUGAAGUGCAAAACCCUGUUCCAGAGCUGGUAAUAACGAUUUUUUUAUAAAAAGCCUAUGGGUUAUAUAAUGAACAAAACAAGCAAAUAUUAAUACUUAUUUUUUGUUAAAGUCCAUGUUAUGUUAUGUUAAAAUUAAAUUCGAUAAACGACAAUUCCAGAAUACACGACAAUUUCUUUGAAAAAUAUCUUGGUUCAAGGAAAUGUUGUAACAGGGAUUAGACUUCCUUGAAAUCCCUUGUCACUUCGAGUAGUCAAUAAAUUGGUUCGAGAGUGAACACAGAAAGCGAGUUUAGCAUAAUUAAUACGUAUGAUAAUUAAUGACAUGUAUUCCUACUACAGCCAUGCCCCUCACUUUUUUGCGAAGCAAGUAGUUUUAAAGCUGCAAUAAACGGGGUAAAAAGCCUAGGCCCCUACAUUUUUAGCCUUGCCCCCCCCCCCACAUUCAAAUUCGUGGUGCGGGCCCUGAAGUAUGGAGGUGAUGACUACAAACCAAAGGACAAAGAGUAGACAUCUAAAAAAGAGUAGAUGUAUUUUCUAUUUGUUGUUGCAGUCUGGAGAAUUGAUUAAACUUAUCAGCGUCCCAUUCGAUAAAACACCUUUUCCCCCAACGCAGGCAGACAUUUAUGUACUGCCCUGACCGCUUAUAGGAGAAUUUACAGUAAUUAAUUCUUUUGCAAUUUGAAUCGAAUGCUUUGUGAAGACACGUGAUGCAAACUUACAUAAUCUUGAGAAACAUUACGUAUGCGGUUGUUUUGUUUAAGACUUUCUUUGUUUAUCCCACUGCUCUGUAAUUAAAAUUCAUGGUAUGAUUAGUAUGCGUAGAAAUUUCUGGAACAUUGAUGGUAAUCUCGCAAGUAUGAUGUAAUCACGGUAGGUAUUUUUGUAAAGUGACGUAAUGAUAAGUAGCAGUAUAAAUAGAGGCUUGUGCCCGUAAAGGGAAAAUUCUUUUCUUAGUAGUGGUUAGAGAGUAGAGUUGUAAUGAUUUGAGUGAUUAUUUCGACGUGGUGAAAUUAAAAAGCUCUAUUUCUUGCUUCGUGGACUGUUCAAGUAGUUGUUGCGUUCGAAGCAAUAUUGAGUUCACGACAUGAUUCAUAAAGUUUUUAGGGAGCAAAUUGUGUUUCAAAAACGAAGAGUUAUUACAGUAUAUUUUCAAUAGCCCUUGCCCUUUGAGUAUCUGGCCGCCAUUUCCAUAUGUUGUGAAAAUCAAAGCGAGUGUCCCUUGAAAAGUCAUCGCUUUUGCCUACCCUACUGUUGCCCAAUCGUUUUAAAGUGUAAAUGUCGAAAGCACGUCGUCAUAAGCUACAAACUCUAAAGCAAGCAAGCUAAAGGUCGUGAGUUUAUCAUUACACUCUUUAUUUUAUAAGAACAAUUUUAUAAGAACAUGAGCCUCAAAACUGGUCAAAAGUUAAGAACAAAUUAAGAACAAGCUGAGGCUGAGCUUCUGCAAAAUGCAAUUUUGAACAACGAGGAUUUUAUCGAUGUGUGGGUGCUUUUUCGGUGAAUAUUCAAUUUUGUCAGCAAAUUAAGGCUGUCUCACAAACUUUGUUGGCAAUGAGGCCUGAACACCUCCUUAGAGCGAAAAAGCUAG